This is a messenger RNA of Solea senegalensis (Senegalese sole), 4818 nucleotides long. It is a transcript of the gene g3bp2a, whose product is annotated as G3BP stress granule assembly factor 2a. Gene Ontology annotation, cellular component: ribonucleoprotein complex; cytosol. The transcript is spliced from 13 exons. The record is from RefSeq and is a predicted model, not a curated record. Gene Ontology annotation, molecular function: mRNA binding. The coding region runs from base 363 to 1898 and encodes 511 amino acids. Lineage: Eukaryota; Metazoa; Chordata; Actinopteri; Pleuronectiformes; Soleidae.
CUGGUUUUUAAAAAACAGUAAAAUCGUGUCAAACUUUGUGGUUUUUAUUUACAGUUACCAUUCAAUGCCAUUUCAAACGCGACGUUUGUACGAUGUCAAUCCUUUUACCACACAGAUGUACACUUACAUUUGCCAUCACUGGGUUUGACGGUAGUGAUUCUCUUAGCUUCUCUUUGUGCAAAUUGUUUGGCGAAUUAAAAUAACAUGAUUGUCAGGUGUGAAUUGCAUGUGCGCACCAACCGCACCAUUGCGUUUCUAUUCACUCUCAAUCUGACCACCGGCUGGAGGAAUAACGACGACGCCACAAGUUAGCUGCAGCUACCGAGCUAACUUUAGCGCACUUAAUAUUGUUUACCAAAGAAAUGGUGAUGGAGAAGCCAAGUCCCCUGCUUGUCGGGCGGGAGUUUGUGAGGCAGUAUUACACACUCUUAAACAAGGCACCAGAUUUCCUUCACAGGUUUUAUGGGAGGAACUCUUCCUAUGUUCAUGGAGGACUUGACCCGAAUGGGAAGCUGGCAGAAGCGGUGUAUGGGCAAGCGGAAAUCCACAAGAAGGUUAUGUCCCUGCAGUUCAGUGAAUGCCACACAAAAAUCAGGCACGUUGAUGCCCACGCGACAUUGAGUGAUGGCGUGGUGGUUCAAGUCCUUGGAGAACUGUCCAACAGUGGUCAGCCCAUGAGGAAGUUUAUGCAAACGUUUGUGCUUGCACCAGAGGGAUCCGUGGCAAACAAGUUCUAUGUCCACAACGACAUCUUUCGUUAUGAAGAUGAGGUUUUUGGAGAUUCUGAAGCUGAACUUGAUGAAGAAUCAGAGGAGGAAGUUGAAGAGGAGCCUGAGGAGAGGCAGCCUUCCCCUGAGCCACUUCAGGAAAGCCCCAGCAGCACCACCUAUUAUGAACCACACCCUGUUACCAAUGGAGUAGAGGAGCCCAUGGAGGAACCAGCACCAGAACCAGAGCCCGAUCCUGAACCUGAGCCCAAAUUAGAAGAGAUAAAGCCUGAAGUAGAUGAGAAGGUUCUGGAAGAGAUGGAGGAGAAAGCACCUUCACCAGUUCCUGUGGAAUCCCCACCUAACACCCAGGAGCCUCCCAAGACCUUCUCCUGGGCCUUGGUGACCAGUAAAAACCUGCCUCCCGCCGGCACAGUCACCUCAUCUGGAAUCCCACCUCAUGUUGUUAAAGUGUCAAGCUCACAGCCCAGAGUUGACGCCAAGAUGGAGACACAGACGGCACCCCUUCGGCCCAGAGACCAGCGCACACGAGACAGACCAGCCUUUACUGCACGGGGGCCAAGACCUGAUGGUGUUACAUCUUCAGAGUCCCAACCGGGGAAACCUCACUUGAGUUUUGUUAACAAAGGUGGCAGAGGAGAUGCAGAAUCUGGUGACGUGGACAGCAGGCGGAUUGUCCGGUACCCAGACAGCCACCAGCUUUUUGUCGGCAACCUCCCACAUGAUAUUGAUGAGAGUGAGCUCAAAGAGUUCUUCAUGACUUAUGGAAAUGUGGUGGAGCUGCGGAUCAACACGAAGGGUGUUGGUGGAAAGCUCCCCAACUUUGGAUUUGUGGUCUUUGACGAUUCUGAUCCUGUGCAAAGAAUUCUGGGGGCGAAGGUAGAAGGGCCCAUUAUGUUCCGAGGAGAAGUGCGUCUGAAUGUGGAGGAGAAGAAAACGAGGGCGGUGCGUGAACGAGAGACUCGUGGAGGAGGAGAUGAGCGCCGGGACAUGAGGCGUAACGAUCGGGGCUCCGGAGGUUCACGGAACAUCGUAGGAAGUGGAAUGAUGCGUGAGCGCGAUGGGCGGGGACCCCCACCCCGAGGCGGCAUGGCGCCUAAACCUGGAAUGGGCUCUGGAAGAGGUUCUGGUGGGCAGGGAGAGGGUCGCUUCACAACCCAACGCCGCUGAAGAGCGCACCACCUUCAGUGUGGAAGAACAAGAGUUCUUCAUGCUCAACCGUUCUCGUUAACGAAAAGAAAUCUCCAUGUAUAAACAUAUUUUUGUUUUUUGUUUAUUUUUUAUUUUUUGUUCCCUCUUUGCUUUGGAAUGUGACACAGCCUGUCAACCAUUUGUUUGUGAAAUAGACGAAACAAAAUACGCAAACACAAAUUUUCCUUGUUAUUUGUGAGUUGAGCAUACUUUUUAGGUAGCUCAAGAAUUCACAAACUUUAAUUUGUAAAUUCGUGAAAAAAGGCAAACCAACCAGGAGUAAUUUGCCAUAUUAAGAGGGACUGAUGAGACUUUAAACUUCGAUAAUACAGCCCAUCAUUUGGAAAAGAGAUUAUAUGCCUUGACUUAACUGGGGCGCUGCUUCACGAAAUCCCUCUAUUGCACAUUUUAUAUGGUAGUUUUCUGCCCAUUACUGUUGGAAAAGAGUGAGAUGCAAAAUUUGUGCAGUACCAGGGGAAAAGGCCUGCCUUUUUACUUUUUCCUUUUGAGAGACCACUGCUUCGAAAUUGCAUAAUGCACUCAUCAAUAUGCACUAAUAGGUACUUUUUGUCAUGUUGCAUUGACACCCAUGCUCGGAACGCAGCUGGAGAGACCUCUUUUGUCUCGUAGCUAUACGACUUACUGGGGCAGGCCUCGCUCACAGCCCGUCUGCUGUGACCAAUGUACUUUUCACACUUUUGACCCAAAACUACACUUCAAUUACUGCUGGAUGGACAACAUGACAAGCAAAAUCUGCAUUAUAUUUUUCUUGUUAAUAAAUCAAAUUUAAAAAGUGCAAAUCCUGGACUUUCACCAAGAGAUUUGGGGGCCAAAGGAUAAAACUCAAAGUCGAACAAUAAAAGAGUGGUGAUGAUGGAGAGCUCGCUUCCCCCCCUUUGGAUUCCAAGUUUAUUUUUCUUCAUGUUUUUCCCUGCCAGUUAGAUCACAGAACUGGGAUGGAUGCACCUUUUCCCUCCCUCUUGCCUCCCUUCUUGUCUUAAGUGCAGACAACAGAAUAAAUGUGCAGCGAAGAUCAUAGUUUACUGUAUGUUUGGUUUUGUGUGUAUAUAUGUGUAUAUUUUUUUUCUUUCAACUUGAUAAAAGCAUGAUGGUGCCUUCUAUUUCACCUUUCCAGUCUUACUAAAGUUAAAAAACAAAAAAAAACAACAACGGUUUGGGACUUGCUGCCUCCUAAGAUAUGGAGCUGCUCAUUUUGAACUAUUGUCGACUGGGAGCAGAUUAAAAAAAACAAACUGCAGUAUUCACAAGAUUAAGUUUUUAUUUCCAGGUGCAAAUUUCAUUUUCCAUACUGUUUGACUACCUAAGAUGAUCUGCUGUGUGUUUUAUACAUUUGUCUUUUUUUAUUGUCUGUUCUGGGUUUUUAAGAGACAAUAGGUGCCUCGACUUCAGUUUGAUGUUAAAUGGUUAAGAGGUGCAUCAACCAAGCAACCCCCAACCAAAAAAAGGUACAUUAAAAUACGGAUGACGACAGUGAGAUGCUUGGUCCUUGGUUUAACAAAGUCAUAGCUUCACACAGACAUGAUCCCAGUGAACUAAGGUUUGUAUUUAUUGUCUCAAUGGGAUUCUGACACUGUUAGUCCACACCGUCAGCUUGACCGUAGUUGCUGCCUCUCACGGCAGCACUUGGGUUGAUUCUUUAACUCACAAGUUAUCGGACUGUUCUUUACUCGGAAACUAUUUUGUAAUCCGUGCGGAUGGGCUGGCGGCAGCUCUAGCCUACAAACAAGCACGUAAACAUGUCACUUUUCUAGCCAUUAAUGCAUUUGUGUUUUCAUAUGCUGAUUGUUCAUUGUGCUUAUUUUUAUUUUUUUACUUCAAGGCAAAUCGAAAUCUCAUUGCCUUACCAGUUGAUUCCUCCGUGUCGUUGGGAAUUGUUUGUUUUUGCCACUCUGUCAGGUGGGAAGGCAUUGGGUCUUAGCUGGAGAGGAAAACAUGACGCGAGAUGUUAUCUUUUUAUUUUUUGUUUUCAUGAUCUUGCACUGAAAUGGAAGUGAAAAUUUACGUAGCAUUUUUUUGGACAAAUACUAAUGAGGUCUUCCUUGUCUGGUAUUGCACUAUUUUCAACAUUUUCUGGGACAAUCUCACUUUGAACACAAGCCUCUCCAAAUUUCUCCCCUGGCAGUGAAAACAAGAUUCAGUGUGAAGUGUUUGCUCUCUCACAGUUGGGACAUAAUUUGAUGUGCACACAUGUUCUAAUGCAGUUUUUGGCUGCUCUCCCUUGUCAGGUGGGAUUAAAUAUUUUGGGAUAGUUUUGUCAUCACCCUUUGACACAUAAUUAGAUGUUAACUACAGCCCUUUUGAAGGUUUUAACACAAUUGGUGCCGCUACUCCAAAUGUUUUGUCAUGUAAUUGGUGAAUACAGGCACUUUCUACAACAAUGGUCAGUAAAGAGUGAAGAAGAGCCAUCAUGCUUUCAGACCAAUCUUGUGCUUUUACAUUGUAGUGGUGGUUAAAAAAAAAAAUUAAGUUAAAACAUUGCAUUUGCUGUUGAACAGUUCUUCUGUUUUGAGGUUUUUUUCUUUGUCCUUUUUUCCAAACAUAAAUGGAUCCACCAAAGUAGAAGGAUGAGUAAAACAAGGCUGUGCAUUUACUUUCCUGUGGUUGAAAAUGUAGUAGAGUGGAUCCUCAAUGUGAAUCAUUCCACCCGUUUUCCUUUUCUUUCUUCCUUCUUUUUGUUAAAUUGAAGUAGAACCUUCUUGGCUUUAGUGGAUGUGGUAAACAGUUGGCUGCCAUCUUCAGUUUAUUGUGUUUACUGUUAUUGCUAUUACAAAACUGUUGCAGGUUGAGAAUCUUUUGAUUUUUUUUUCUUUUCUUUCGUUUUUUCCUUUCCAUUUUGAAUGUGUUGGACUUAACAUACAAUAAACUACUGAUAUCAGCA